Molecule: messenger RNA, 5979 nt
Organism: Danio aesculapii
Lineage: Eukaryota; Metazoa; Chordata; Actinopteri; Cypriniformes; Danionidae
Product: metal transporter CNNM1
Exons: 10
Coding region: 1-2673 (890 amino acids)
Biological process (GO): transport; magnesium ion homeostasis
Cellular component (GO): plasma membrane
Molecular function (GO): transmembrane transporter activity
Source: RefSeq, a predicted model, not a curated record
AUGUCCUUCUACAACCCACUCAGCAUCAUGGCUGCGGAUGCUGCGGAUGCUCUCCUCCCGCACCGCAUCCCCGGACCAUGCCUGCUGCCCCUGCUGCUCCUGCUCGCCUCCACUCUCCCUUCACCGAGCCACGGACUGCUGGGCUUCCGACCGGAGGACACGGGAAAAGAUCUGUCCGUGCAGGACGGGGUGCUAAAGGCCACUGAAGGGACGCGGUUCAUGUUACGCGUGUACUAUGCAGCAUCUCCACAGAGGAUCAACCGGACCGUCAGCAGCGCAGCCGCACCGUGGAUCGCCUUCAUCGAAGAACCGGAGCCGGGCAGAGAGGGGCAGGUGCACCCCAAACGCAACUUAUGUGUGGAGGAGAGCGCCAGGAGCUCGGAUAUUGAGCUUCUUGGGUCAUUCAAGUCAGCCUCCAGCCAAAACUCCAUACUGGUGGAGCUUCUCGCCAAAGACCUCCGGAGAGGAGAGAACAUUAAGUAUUUCUCCAUGUGCGCCUUUGACGGGAUCAAAUGGGAGCAUUACCGGACACGCGAUUUCUGGCUGGCGGUGGUGGAGCGGCCGCCGCAUGCGGACGGAUGGCUGCAGGCGGGUCUCUCGGUGCUGUUGCUCGCACUGUCCGCGCUUUUCAGCGGGCUGGUGAUCAGCAUGCUCGCGCUGGACCCGGUGGAGCUCAAAGUGCUGCAGAACAGCGGCACGGACAAGGAGCAGAAGUACGCGCAUAAGAUCGAAUCAGUGCGCAAGCAUGGCAACUAUGUCCUGUGCACCUUGGUGCUGUGCAAUGUGCUCACCAACACUUUCUUGGUGGUCUGGAUGUGCCAGAUCCUCGGAGUAACGCCCGUUUCUACUGCGGCGUGCACUUUUCUCAUCUUCUUCAUCGGAGAGAUCCUGCCGCACUCUGUCGCAUCCAGGCACGGCUUGGCAAUCGCGUCCAAAACCGUGUGGCUGACUAAGAUGCUGAUGCUACUGACUUUCCCCAUUACCUAUCCCAUCAGCAAACUUCUAGACAACAUGCUGCAUCAGGAAAUCAGCAACUUCUACACCCGUGAGAAGUUACUGGCUAUGCUGAGAGUCACUGACCCGUAUCAUGACCUGGUGAAAGAGGAGAUGAACAUCAUCCAGGGAGCUCUGGAGCUCAGGAGCAAAACGGUGGAAGAUGUGCUGACCCCUCUCAAUGACUGCUUCAUGCUGGCCUCGGACGCCAUCCUGGACUUCUACACCAUGUCGGACGUGAUGCAGAGCGGAUACACUCGCAUUCCGGUGUUUGAGAACGAAAGGUCCAAUAUUGUUGAUAUUCUGUUCGUCAAAGAUCUGGCUUUUGUUGACCCAGAUGACUGCACGCCGUUAAAAACCAUCACUCAGUUCUACAAGCACCCGCUGCACUGUGUGUUUAAUGACACCAAACUGGAUGCAAUGCUGGAGCAGUUCAAGAAAGGGAAAUCUCAUCUGGCCAUCGUACAGAGGGUCAAUAAUGAAGGAGAAGGAGAUCCUUUUUAUGAAGUCAUGGGCAUCGUCACUCUGGAAGAUGUCAUCGAGGAGAUCAUCAAGUCUGAGAUUGUAGAUGAAACAGACCUCUACACUGAUAACCGUACAAAAAGGAGAGUGUCUCACCAUGAAAGGAAACUGCAAGAUUUCUCCAUAUUUAAGCUGUCAGAGAGUGAAAUGAAGGUCAAAGUUUCACCACAGCUUCUGCUCGCCACACAUCGCUUUCUGGCCACAGAAGUCGAGCCUUUUAAGUCCACUCAUCUGUCAGAGAAGAUCCUCCUGCGACUGAUAAAGCAUCCGAGUGUUGUGCAGGAACUUAAGUUUGACGAGAAGAACAAGCGCUCACCAAAACACUACCUCUUCCUGCGUAACAAGCCUGUCGAUUACUUCGUCCUCAUACUGCAGGGUCGAGUUGAGGUCGAGAUCGGUAAAGAAGGUUUGAAGUUUGAAAAUGGUCCAUUUACAUACUACGGUUUACCUGCCGUCAUGACCAUCCUGCCCACAGUCCAUAGAUCCCCAUCCCGGAGCAGCGGUCUCAACCAUUCAGACACUACCAUUCAUGGAGGCAGUUUGGGUCAGUUGAGCAUCAGCGGAGGACCGUAUUUACCAGACUAUUCAGUUCGCCAGCUCACAGACCUACAGAUAAUUAAGAUCACUCGUAACCAUUAUCAGAAUGCACUGACAGCAACGCGCAUGGACAGCUCUCCACAGACCCCAGACGCAGAUAGUCAUGUGGCCGGAGAGAGAAUGACAAUCCCAGAGACUCGCUCCAACAGCAUCGCCCUCCCUCUGACCGAACCACGACCCUGUCUGACCCGCUUCCACCAACACAUCCACCUCUACAGACAACCAGACAGCACCAGCACCCUCAAUGAAAGGAACUGCAUUGUCCGAAGUAAGUCAGAUGGACAGAAGAGCCCCAGUGACUCUGUGUUUCUGCGAAUGGACGACAUCCCAUACAUAAGAGAGAGUCGAGUGGAGAGAAAAGAAGGAACUGAUGCUCCUGCUGGAUCGGUGGAGACAGAUCUGUCUACAUCCCAGCUCAUCAGUUCUCACUCUCUGGGCGGCUCGGAGGACAACCUCGGGAAAAAACUGCUGCGGAAACUGAGCAACAAAAAGAGAAAGAAGUCUCGAGACGGAGACAAACCUUUGGAAGACAAUCCUGAACCCUCACAGGUGAAGACCUAGCAUUCGGCGGAUGGGUUUGCUUCUCUCGCUCCCGCUUCUCCCACAAAAUGUGAAAUCUUCUCCAGCCUUCCUCUGGAUAUCGAGUGAGAGAAAGCACAACCCAUUGUACACAGAGACCAACAGAUGUAGCAUCAUUAAACCUUGCCUUCAGCAUUGAUGAGGCCAACAGGAAUACACUAUUGUUACACCAAACAUGCAGCAAGACCAACGUUUUUAUAAUUGAUGGCGGUUUGUGAUGAUGUCAUCAACAGUCACUGUGGUAAUGACAUUCUGACCUCCGAUCUGGGCAAAGCCAGCAAGCACAAGCCCGGAGACCUGAAGCCAACCGUCUGACCAAUGAGAGGACAGAUCAGAAAAUGUGCAUCUUUCAGUAGAAUAAUAUAUCAAACAACGUGUUUACUGUGUGAUUUUAUAUCAUAUUAAUGGAGAGGAAUUUGUCAGGCUGUGCCUGGAAAUCAAUCAAGAUGAAUUUAUGGAUAUCAAAGCACUUUGAGACAGAUCAGACCCAUUUACUUCAUAUUCUGUUGAAUAGCUAAUGUGCUGACAGAAAACAAAUACCUAUAUUAGGUAAGCGCUGUCAGAUUUUGUCCUUCUCUAAUUUCUGUUUUCAACAGAAUGCAUAUAACUUAUAUUCCUUAUAAUUUUGCUUUUAUUUUAGCCCUUCCGUUUGGCUGAGAGCACAGGGUACAAAGUGAUGUGGCUUGUAUUAUUUAAUCUAUUUUUAAAAAAUAGUCAGAGUGCUGGAAGUCCAAGCACAUGUAUUUGAGAAUAGAUUUAUUUGUCUAAAAUGAAUAGCAUUUAUUAUAUCAGCAUGCUUUUUCUCAAACAGCAGUAUUAUUGUUAUUAGAACAGCAUUGUGUUUACUGUAUGAAAUAUAGUUAGGAUAUGCGCAAGCCAUAACUUGAACAAACUUGAAGCAUUUAUAUUAAAAUGUCACCUCAGAAAUAUAAAUAUAUAUAUAUAUAAACCAUAAGCAAUAUCCAAAACACGCAAGAAGCCUAUUAUUUUGUUUAAAGCCCUUAUGAAACCGAAAAAUGAUAGAAUACUUAGUAAUUUGCUGCAAGUCGCUUAAAAACUCAUUCACAUUUCACUUCAUGGGAAUGCUGCUAUAUAUGUGAAUUUCAUCUUUUCAUACUUCCUGUAAAUUAGAGCCUUUUUUGGCACUCAUAUUUACACUAACGUUCAAAAGUUUAAGAUGGGUAAGAUUUCAUAAGGAAAUGAAUACAUUUAUUCAAUAGGGAUAUAAUAAAUGGAUUAAAAGUAAUGGCAUAGACAUUUCAAUUUCAAGUUAAUGCUGUUCUUUUUGUGUUAUAUGUAUACUACAUGACAAAAGUCUUGUCGUCGAUCCCAGUUGUAAGAGCAACACAUAAUAACUUAACUUCUUGUUGAAUCAUCUGUUGAAUUGCAUCCCAAUCAACACAAAUACUGCAGAAGACCUAUUGGAACCUGCAUGGACCCAAGAUUCUCACAGAAAUCAGUCAAGUUUGGUGAAGGAAAAAUCAUGAUUGGGGGUUACAUUCAGUAUGGGGGCAUGCGAGAGAUCUGCAGAGUGGAUGGCAACAUCAACAGCCUGAGGCAUCAAGGAAUUUGUGCUGCACAUUACAUUACAAACAACAGGAAAGGUCAAAUUCUUCAGCAGGAUAGCGCUCCUUCUCAUACUUCAGCCUCCACAUCAAAGUUCCUGAAAGCAAAGAAGGUCAAGGUGCUCCAGGAUUGGCCAGCCCAGUCACCAGACAUAAACAUUAUUGAGCAUGUCUGGGAUAAGAUGGAGGAGGGAUUAAAGAUGAAUCUAAAGAAUCUUGAUGAACUCUGGGAGUCCUGCAAGAACGCUUUCUUUGCCAUUCCAGAUGACUUUAUUAAGAAGUUAUUUGAGUCAUUGCAGAGAUGUAUGGAUGCAGUCCUCCAAGCUCAUGGGAGUCAUACACAAUAUUCAUUCUUUUCCCACUGCACCAUGAUUUUAUAUUCUAUACUCUACAUGAUUUCUGUUAAGUGACAAGACUUUAGUCUAAGCAAAGUCAGACUUUACUGUCCUAAUUAAAUAGACAUCAAGGCAUGAUCAUAUUUUAUUUUGGUAAAAUAAGGUAAUCUAGAGGACUUUGCCUUUCAUAUAAGCCACUUCCGAUACCAAAUGAUCAACUAGAAGUCAAGUUAUUAUUUGUUGUUCCUAAAACUUGGAUAGGCGACAAGACUUUUGUCAGGUGGUGUGCAUCAAAGACAAGCAGUCAUCACCUUAAAAUAUAUUAAAAUGACAAAAAUUACAGAUUUUGCUGCAUUUUUAUUAAACAAAUGCAUCUUUUCCGAACACAAAACUUUUGAAUAAUAGUGUACGAUUACUCACAUAACAGAAGAAUCUCUGAGCUGCCAUUACAGGUUCACUGCCAUGACCUUCCUUGCAUGAGAAACUAUAACCAAUCAGCUCAUCCCUGCCAACAGGUCACAUGAUUACAUUUUGCCAUGGGAUUAUACAUAGGAGGCUUGGGUGUGUUUUGCAUGAAAGGCUGUUUUUUACAGAGUAUGUCGAGUUAAUACCUCUAUCCUGCAUGCAUGCACUGGUGAUUUAUACAGACUGCUGUGCAACAAGCGAGACUCUUUUAGCCUGUAUGCUAACAGUGACCUAUGACACCACCAGGGAGUCGACACAAAGCACAAAGACUCAGGCUGGAAACCACUGGAUGUCUGUUUGUUUUCCUCCCACAUGACAUUGAGAUUUAUAGUAGCAAUAACCAAGAUAGCCCCUUUUAUAAAGUUGCUUUGCAUCUUGAUGAUGAUUUGGAGUGAACUGAAUGUGCCUGCUUGCUUUCAGGGCACACGGACACUUUGUGUUGUGCAAUACUGUGAGCUAAACCCACUGAAUGGAGAGCACAUGCUGAGAGAGAUAUUGAGAGAGAAAAAAGACAGAAAGAGAAGCAGCUUUUUACACGUCACAGUGCUGCAUUGCAGGGCAAUCCGAGUGAUGCAUGCUGACGUCUGUAUUUGACCCUCCUAGCAAACAGACAGUGAUUCACAUGCACAAAAUCCACUCAAACAACACAUUCGGUGAGCUAUGUAUUUAAGCCUUAAACUGCGGGUAUUAAAGAUGUGGAGAAAAUCCUCUCCAGCUCUUGCUUUCUGUUCAGCGGGUUGGCUAAAGGACAGAUGUAUGUUUCUACAGAGUUUACAAAGACUUCUAUUUGAAAACACCUGAGGAAUUAUGUAUGGAUUAUUUACAUUAAAAAAUACAUGCUCUUAUUAUGUAGGAUAUAAAGAGAAUAUCAAAUGCUCUAUUAGGUCUUGAUGUGGUAUUUUAGAAUGAAAAGUACCACUAGC